UAUAUACUAUAUUUUCUUGGUAUUGAUUUCUUAACUGUUUUGUCAGUCUAUUAGUGGUCCACGUAAUUUUAACAUGCUUAUCUUUGUGUUUUGCAAUUAUAUCUACCCUUAUUUUUCGUACUAGAAUAUGUAAAUGCAAUUAUGUGUAAAUCGGGCAAGCAGUGGGCUGGCGAUGACGUCAUGACGCUCUCACCUGCCCACACUGAGUAGAAGCAGGUAGGGAGUUAUUCUUUUCCUGCUUGUCUCUGUCGAAUGUGGUGAAAUCUUUCUACGGCGAUACGUGUGCUUGAUUACAGUGCUUGUGAAGUGAUGUGUUCACCCUUUCGAAGUAGUGCUAACCAUAAUAUACACGAGGUAAACGAACUCGGCAACACAGUAGCAGAAGCUGCCACUCGGAUGCGUCAUCGGCGUCUACGUCACUGUGCAGUUGCCAGCGAGGGUAUUUUUGUCAGUUAUUAUUUGGAAAAACGUUUUGAAACUGUGCACUUCACACGCUGACCUCGGGGCUGCAAACGCCGUUGAACAGCAGCAGCAAAAGGAAAUAUAUGUGAACAUCUCAGAGUUUGUGAAAUGUGGACAAGCAGUUGACAUCUGGCUUGCGUAGUGCUAUAAAUAGAUUGUACUCAUUUUAGCAUACGAACCAAGCCAAGCGUGUUCACGGGACUGAAUGAAAGCAGGAUUCCAUCUCCAAUGCCGUAGUGCGCUAAAUGAGAUCACCUUUCUUAUAAGCUCGAGCAAUGGCGGCCCUUAGGACCACAUCAUAACGAGUUGGCAACAAUGCGAGUCAGGUAACGCUGGCGUAAGCAACCAAUCGCAGUGCCUUUUACAUCUUCAUUCAUUAUGCUCUACAUUCGCUAAGCAGGAGUGGGUGUCUGGUGUCGGUGGCACCUUCUCCAGCAGUUGUGUCUCUGAAGGAACUGGUGCGGCUCUUUGCCUCUGCGCCAGCGCUCGGGGAUUGAGGGGAUGAUGGCGGCUCCCUGUGUGGCCUUCACGCCGGUGCCAAGCGGAUCUCCGUGCUCGUGUCCGGGAGUGGCCUCCCUCGCCAGGUCAGUGGAGACCAUGACCUGUAAUGAGGAACCCCGCAUCACUUCCACGACGGCAGAGACGGGACGCGACCUGAUCCUGGCGGCCUUAAGGGUGACGUCGAGAGACCACGGUCUGCCCACGCUGAGGGUCAUCCCGGGGGACCUGGCCUACCUGGCGGAGGGGGCAGACCACAUGGUCGUCAGGCUCCUCGGACUGGGACAAGUCCUUCGACUCCGCAAGACCGAGGUCGGCUCGAGCACCAGCCGGGAAGACCUGAUCCUCCGGGCGAAGAAGGACGAGGAGUUCUUCAAGAACGUCGCCCGCCCUUUCCUAAGCCCGCUUCUGACCGACGAGUCACAUCUAGUCAUCGUGGAACCCGCGGCGCUCAUGGCCUUCAAGGAGACCGUCGAGGCGCGGAGACCAGAGCGACGUCGGGGCAAGGAGAUCAACAAGUAUGGAGUAGCUUGGAUAUGUCCUGACGCCGCCAGCGCCUUCAGCAAGAGACGCCUUACCUCCGACAACUUUUCCUCAGAUUCCUCUCUCACCCAUCACCUCGCUAGUACUGCCCCCUUUGUGUCUUCCUUCCGCGAACGAUCCCCGUCCCCGAGAUCUCCUGCGUGUUCCUGGGAGAGUCUCGAUGAGCGGCGGAAGGACCCUCUUGCCCAUGCGGUGCUCCCCGAAGGAGUAGUCCGCGAUCUCAGGGAAUCUCAUCGAGCCUCGAGUACAAAUGGCACGUCCGGCGGCGCCCCGCGAGACCUCGAGGGGGGCACGGGGACGGGAGCCUCUAGUCGACGCCCUCGGGAGACCGAAUCGGCCGAGAGGAGCCUUCGCCCUAGGGCUGAAGGGCAGGAGCACCCGCGGGCCAAGGUCAUCUGCGUGGAAAUCAAGCCCAAGCAAGGUUACAUCGAUCACUCUACGCCCGGUCUUCCCAUGUGUGUCUUUUGUAUCAACCAGUAUGUUAAGCCCGAAAAGUGCCGAGACCGAAGUCAUUACUGCCCUCAGGACUUGUUCUCAGGGGAUUUGACGCGGAUGAGACGCGCGGUUGACGCUCUCAUACAGACUCCACAGACGAAUCUGAAGGUGUUCGUGGAUGGGGAAGCCGUUGAGGACAUCAAACAUUAUAGUUACCUGCGUGACGUGAUUAUUUCGGCUCUCACACACGACUUCGAAUCUCCAGUCGCUCACUUGCCCCAGGGCGACGACCGAGGAGGCGGAAGAGGAGGAGGGGGAGCAGGAGGAGGCGGGCUCAGUCCCCGGUCUCCCCUCGGUAGGACCUUAGCCUUCCAAAUGCUAGACCAGCUGGGAGUCCUGAGGGCCAAUGCUCUCUACAGACGGCUGGCGAAGGAGAUGGGGAGCGCCAAGGACGCAGAUGCAGCCAUCCACGACCUCAGAUGCUGGACGGGAGACGGCCGAUACUGCCAGCUGCUUGAGCAGUGUGGUCGGUGCUGGCAUAGCGGUCAGCCGUCCUCUCAGGACGAGGGGGGUGCGGAGGAGGCGCUCGAGACGUCGAGGGAUGGUGCUGGGGAAGGUGCAGCGUCGAAAAGCAAAGUGAAGGGCGUGGAUUCAAACAAGGUGACUGAACAUGGUGAUUAUUGCAACAAUAAAAAACACAAGACAGCAACGCAUCACAGGCAGGAUACAGGUACAGAUAUGCACAACUCGGGUGUAAAAAGUAGGCCAAGAAUGAUACCCCCAGAAUUACUGGACAAAUCGCAUCGUGAGUCAAAGGAGGUUCAAGAAAAGGGAGAAGGCGGGCCAGACGACACCGUGGCUGUGACGCGGUCGGAGAUGGUCCGAAGACUGCAGGAAUUUCUCCUGGCUACGACAGCCAAGGACCUGUCGCUGAUGGUUCUGCUGAGUGGCCCUCACACCAGCCCGCCGCCGCCCGCAACCCGUGGCAACGUCUCGCCCUUCCCCGUGGCACUCGAGAGCGUCUGGUACAUGUGCCAAGUGACCGGGGUCGACCUCAUUGCCAAACCCCCGAGCAAGAUCAGGAAGCGAGAGCGAGACCACAAGAAGCAGGCGGAUGUCUUGCGGGACCUGAUAGCGAGAGGCUCCGAGCCUACUUGCUGCAAACCCUGAAAUAUAUAUUAUGUUAUGCAUUUGCUAUUGUUGAUCUGUUGUUUUUUAAGUGCUGUGAUGAUGAUAUGCAGGCGACAGAUAGUGAUAAUGAUGUUUCUAAAAAAAAAGGGAACUUCAGUGUGGUCUCUGCGAGUUCCCUUAAAGUUCAUUAUCAAACCAUAAUUUUAUAUUAGUAUAUUUCGUACUAUUUUUAUAUGUUUCAUUCAAGUGCCAUUGAUUUCUCGUCUUGCCUUUCUAGUGUACAAGAGCGUCCUAGAAAUAGGAAACUGGCCGAGGGAAUGUCUCCAACUUUGCGAUGUGUAGAGUAGUUACCAUAUGUUUCCUUUCGUGCCAAAAUAGGUAGUUCAAUUUAUUAGCUAUUAUUUUAUUGUC
Molecule: messenger RNA, 3480 nt
Organism: Penaeus chinensis
Lineage: Eukaryota; Metazoa; Arthropoda; Malacostraca; Decapoda; Penaeidae
Exons: 9
Coding region: 964-3108 (714 amino acids)
Biological process (GO): inositol phosphate biosynthetic process
Cellular component (GO): nucleus
Molecular function (GO): ATP binding; inositol-1,3,4,5,6-pentakisphosphate 2-kinase activity
Source: RefSeq, a predicted model, not a curated record